AUGUACUCAUUUUUCAAAUUUCAAAAAGUUUCCUUCAUCAAACCAUGUAAGGCGGAUGACAAUGCGUGCUUGCUCUCCAGCAGCCAGGGCGCUGUACCGUACAUGGCAGCCGGUAUACCUGAGUUAGGUAUCCCACCGAGUGACCCCUUGUACAUAAACGAAGUUCGGUCUGAUGACCGUAACUUAAAACUGGGAUUCCGAAAUGUCAAAGUAGUCGGAAUUAGCAAGGCUAAAAUAAUAAGCAUCAGUCGCGAUGUUAAGGAGCAUACUAUUAAGUUAGUUAUAGAGACUCCUCUAUCCGGUACCGGUCAAUAUGAUCUUGAUGGCCACAUUCUCAUACUCCACGCGACGGGAAAUGGCGACUUUGACAUUAGCACUGAAAAAGCCAUUAUAAACAUUGUAUGCAGACUUAAAACUAUUGAAAAAGGUGGUAAGAAAUAUUGGAAGAUCACUGGUUAUGAUUACAACUACGAUUUAGUGAAAAAAGUUUACAUUAAACUUCACAAUCUCUUUGGAGGCGACGAGAAAAAAGCUAAACCUUUCCACGAACUUCUUGACCGUAGCUGGAAGGAAAUUGUAUAUGAAAUUGGUGGCCCUAUGCUCAAGGACAUGGCAGCACAAUUCCUCGAACAUGUUAAGAAAUUUUUACUAGUUGUCCCGGUCAACGAAAUUGAAAUUGUU
Molecule: messenger RNA, 681 nt
Organism: Brenthis ino (lesser marbled fritillary)
Lineage: Eukaryota; Metazoa; Arthropoda; Insecta; Lepidoptera; Nymphalidae
Source: the annotation of a GenBank genome assembly